Molecule: messenger RNA, 165 nt
Organism: Mus musculus (house mouse)
Lineage: Eukaryota; Metazoa; Chordata; Mammalia; Rodentia; Muridae
Product: predicted gene, 33726
Exons: 1
Coding region: 1-165 (54 amino acids)
Source: RefSeq, a predicted model, not a curated record
AUGUGUUACUAUGGCGGAUACUAUGGAGGCCUGGGCUAUGGUUAUGGUGGCAUAGGCUAUGGCUGUGGCUGUGGCUAUGGUGGCUAUGGUUGUGGCUAUGGCUAUGGCUAUGGCUGCUGCCGCCCACUGUGCUGUAGAAGGUAUUGGUCUUAUGGCUUCUACUGA